Symbiodinium natans is the source of this 441-nucleotide messenger RNA. NCBI's taxonomy places the organism in Eukaryota, Dinophyceae, Suessiales, Symbiodiniaceae. The record is from the annotation of a GenBank genome assembly.
AUGUUUCUUUUUUUUGGGUGGGGGGUUCGAUGGUUUUCGAUCAUUUGUUCGAUGGCCCUGCUGUUUAUGUGUGUUUACGGAGGCCGCCUGCCUGCAGUUUUGCAUUCGCAGCCGUUCAGGCUUGACAUCUCAAAUGCCCAACGCUAUUGUCAGACAUCUUCAGAUUUUCGCGCCUUUCCUGCCGUCAUGAAGACGACUCUUCAACACGUUGCCGAUGUGGACUGGCCUCGACUGUGGCAGCAGCAGCAGCCACUCAGUUCCAGCAUGUUGCAGCCUUCGGAGAAAGCUAAAAGAAAAAUCUUGCAGCAAGUUGAGGUUCGAGAUGCUUCAGAUGUGGAAGUCAGCCUGGCAAAGCGACACAUUAGCUUGGCCGGCUUGGCCUGUGGUCCAGCCACUUCCCCUGCAACGGAGACGUUGUCGCAGGGCGUGAGGCUGUCUUGA